UUAGCAUUAGGACAAGAAUUACCAGUAUUAUUAAAACAAGAAUAUACUAGUGAUAUAAAUUAAUGAAUGGUUACUUGUUCCAUGACCACGGACCUAGAGAAAUUGGAUAUUCUCAUAUUUAUAAUCUGUCAUUUCUCAUUUUCAGGAGGAACCCUGAAUGAACACACAAAAGAGAGAGAAGAGACGACAUGACUGUCACUCUUCUCUUCAUUACCUACUGCUUAUAGUUUUUCAACGGCUUGAUUACAGCUGCUUGUAGCUUUCAAAUGUUAGUUCUCAGCAAGGGACAGAGCACCACCCACCUUUGCUACUGCUACCUUUUGAAUAUCUCUUGAAUCACUUUUGCUUUUUUUCCUAUAAUCUAAUAGUACAAAAAACGAACGAUUAUCGUAGAAGCAGAAUCAAAGUCGUCUUCUUAACUUUUACCCUCUAAUUCCGAUUCCCAACUCCCACGCAAUCUUUUCUCCACCUCAUUCCUUUCAAAAGAACACCCUAAGAACCUCAUCAUCAACGUAAAAGAACUGGAUAAAAAACAUGGUUUCUUUUUCCCUCAUUUCCACGUUUCUAAUACUUUUAUUUUCUUUCACUAUCUUCCAUCACUCUCUCGCAGGGUUUUUAGCUCAACCGGUUUCCGGUCACCUUCAGCCGUUAAAACCUGGAGACUACUCAUCACCAAACACGGUCCCUGCAUUUCCAGUUCAAACCCAAGCUCAAGUUUGCCGUCUCGACCUGUCAGCCGAGCUAUUCGGCGGCGUCAGCGACGCCUGUAGCCACAACCUGGACAGAAGCCGCUGCUGUCCCGUGUUAGCAGCUUGGCUCUUUGCAGCUCACGCCAGGUAUGCUUUGGAAGUCUCAUCUCCUGCUCCAGUGGAAUCGGAGCAGCCUGAGCAGCCCAUGAGGCCGGAUGAUUCACAAAAGUGUGUGAACUCGUUGCAAAACGCAUUGUUAAGCAAGCGCGUGAGGAUUCCUCAGCCAAACGCGAGUUGCGAUGCGAUUCUAUGUUUUUGUGGGAUAAGGCUACAUCAGAUUAGUUCCCUGAGUUGUCCCGCGGCGUUUAAUGUUUCCGGGUUGAGAAACGCGACACCUACUGCUGCCGUGAAGAAUUUGGAGAGGAAUUGCAGGAACGCUUCUUAUGCUGGGUGUACCAAAUGCCUCGGUGCUCUUCAAAAGCUCAAAGGCGGAUACAGCAACAACGGAACACAAGACAGCAGCACGAGCGAGAGAGCCAACAAGAUGUUCAACCGAGACUGCCAGCUCAUGGGGCUGACGUGGCUCCUUGCACGCAACAAAACGGCGUACAUACCUACCGUUUCAGCCGUCCUGCGGGCCAUAAUGUACAGUUCGCACCCUCACGAGUCCAAGUGCAGCCCAGAUCAAGAGAACAUGCCCUUAGCCGUUGAUUCUCUGCAGUUCGACAAGGCCCAAUCAUCAGCACCGCCAUCACCCUCGUGGGCAUCUUUUACGUUCCCGGUUUUGCCCCUUAUCAUUUUGGUUUCACUGUUUGGGUAGCGUCGGAGAGGAGGUGGUGACCGAGUGGCACUGUGCUUUUUGCCAAUUGCCUCUUACUAAUUUUUUCUAGUCCUCUUGGACUGUCGGGGAUUCACGUGAAGCUUUUGGACUUAGCAGACAAAUAAAAGCAGGCUAAUAAGGAAUCGUUUUUGUCUUUUUGCCCACUGUAAAUUUCAGCUCGUUUUCAGGUUUGUUUGACGUAUUACGUAGCAGAC
Durio zibethinus is the source of this 1724-nucleotide messenger RNA. Its product is annotated as putative GPI-anchored protein At4g28100. Lineage: Eukaryota; Viridiplantae; Streptophyta; Magnoliopsida; Malvales; Malvaceae. The record is from RefSeq and is a predicted model, not a curated record.